Molecule: messenger RNA, 3099 nt
Organism: Diaporthe amygdali
Lineage: Eukaryota; Fungi; Ascomycota; Sordariomycetes; Diaporthales; Diaporthaceae
Exons: 4
Coding region: 1-3099 (1032 amino acids)
Molecular function (GO): hydrolase activity
Source: RefSeq, a predicted model, not a curated record
AUGAAAAACAGUCAUUCGGUAGUCGGAGCGUGGGCGUGGGAGAUCUUGUCCGUCCUCGGCUCCACCUUGUGUCUUGCAGCACUGGUAGGGAUUCUGUUUGCCUACGACGGCAAACCGAUCUUCACCUGGCACGGGGUCACACUGAAUUCCAUCGUUUCCGUUCUAUCAACCGCUAGCAAGGCCGCGUUGCUCUUCGCUGUUGGGGAGCUGGUCAGCCAAUGGAAAUGGAUCCUCUUCACGGACCGAGCGAGGCCAUUGAUAGAUUUUGAACAGAUCGAUUCUGCCAGUCGGGGCUUGCUUGGCAGUUUGCAAUUGAUGUGGCAAUGCAAGAAUGCUUGGAUCCUUCGGCUAGGCGCUCUCGUUAUCCUGCUUGAUGUCGCUGUUGACCCCUUCUCGCAACAGCUAGUCCAAUUGAGGCCGGAUCUUGUUUACUACGAAGACCGCGAGACUGUCUUAUCGAGUGCAGGCCGCUAUUCUAAGGGAAGCUGGUUUCGUCAGCAGCUGGCACGCCUCGAUCCUUCCGAAAUGGACCCCAACACGACCGAGGUCACAGCCGAUGCAGACUUCUCGAUACAGUCAGCUAUACUUUUUGGGCUCGACCAACCCCUGAAGAAUGUGAUCCAGCAAGGCGCUUUCAACUGUCCCACUGGAAAUUGCACAUGGCCAGCGUAUGAGUCUCUCGCCAUUUGCAACAGCUGUGUCGAUAUCAGUGAUAAGGUGGAGCGCCAAACCACAAAUAUUGGUUUAUACGCGUACCUCGAGGAUGACAAUGGAGCAGCGGCUGUUAAGUACGGUGGUAACACGGCUUUCCGGCUGCCAAACGGUCUCUUCAUCGAGAACGACAAUGGCUGGGUAUACAACGAGGACAUAAACGAAGGAGCAAACGAUGAUAUCUUCGGUGCCGUUAUGAUGACAACCUUCGGAUCGGGUAACUCCAGCAAGACAGUCAGCAUGCAGGGUAUCGACACUCUGAUCUGGGCAAUGUCUAUGAUUCGAGUCACAGAGGAUCCGAACAACUCAUCCGCAGCCUGGCCAGACCUGCCACAUGCUGCUAUGGAGUGCGCACUCUAUUACUGCGUCAACAGCUACAGCACGGUGGUGAAGGAUGGACUCUUGCAGGAUGAUGUGACACAGGUCCGGGAGGCCCUUCGUUCCGCGGAUUCAUGGGAACCGGAAACGCUGUCAGGGCCUCUCAGGGAGGAGGUUCGUCAAAGCAUAGAGUUCAGCGAUUACUGGUCGGCGAUCAAGCGUACGGACCUGAGCCUGGUAUCGCCGGGGAACAGCAACACUCAAUACAACAUUUCGCAAUCGGCAGUGAACGGCGUCGGGUCUUAUUUCAGGAGCACGUUCGCCACCGACCUCCAUCAAUUCGUCAUGCCCGACGACAACACAACUAAAUGGCAGCUGAACGGGUUUUACAUGACCACAGGCCAGGUGCAGUACAGCCCGAGCACGAUGCAGGUGCUGUUCUCGACUGAAGACCUGAACGAGACCUUCACCAGCCUGGCCACGAGCAUGAGCAACGCACUGCGCGACGGCUCCGACGCGAGCUUUAACGGGGCCAGCAGGGAGCUCGUCGGCGAGAAGGGCGUGCUCACGACGUUCUACGAGAUCCAGUGGCCGUGGAUCUCGCUGCACUGCGCAAGCCUCCUGCUGGGCGUCACGUUCUUCGUGCUCACGCUCGUGCGGAACCGGUCGGCUCCGGCGUGGAAGUCGAGCAGCUUGGCUGUGAUGGCGCGGGGCCACCAGGUCCAGGAUGUCGUGCAUGGUGUGGAGUAUGUCAAGCAGAUGGAGGGGAGGGCCAAGACGAUGCGGGUGACGCUGAUUGAGAAGCCGAUGAAGGAUGAUCAGGUCCAGUAUGACCCCUUGCAAACUCCAUAUGGCGAGCUUUGGCCGAGUGACCUCGGAGCGGACGUUGGUUCCAGUCCCGCGCAACAACGCUUGUGGAGAGCCAGGUUGCUUCCUUUCAACACUGGGAUACACGCGGUAAACUUCGAUCUUCGGUCCCCAGAGCAACCCACGCGCAUUUUCAAGUUGAUGUGCUGCGAGGACAUGGCAGCUCCUCGCAAACCCUACGAUCCGGCCGAGGCGAUCGAGCCGCACGUCCUGGCCAAGCUGGACGCGGAGUUCGUCACGCGCUGGACGGAGUUGAUGAACAGCAUCCCGGACCCAACGCAUGAGGUUACCAUCGAAGAGAUCCGCGCCGAUCCAAGAGUGCUCGCUCCGCCAUGCGCAUUGGACACCAAAGGCCGCCCACGGACUGCCGAAAAUGAGGUCACGUCGGAGGACGGCGCCAAGAUACCGGUUCGUGUCUAUUACCCGGAUGAAUCAAAGCAUGGACCGGGCCCUUAUCCGGUGCAUCUCAAUUUCCAUGGGGGCGGGUUUGUGCUGGGAAACUUGUCCACCGAAUCGACGCUGUGCCUGAGUAUGUGCGAGGGCGCUGGUGUUGUCGUCGUCGAUGUCAACUAUCGCCAUUGUCCAGAGACAGUCUGGGGCAAAUGCUUCCAAGACGCCUGGGCAGCGCUGAAAUGGGUCCAAAAGGAAGCAGGAACGCUCAAUUCCAGGGCAGACUCGAUCUCCUUGGGCGGAAUCUCGGCCGGCGGACAUAUCAGCAUCGUCCUUCAGCAUCUCGCCCGCGACGCCGGCAUUUCCCUCAAGCUUGUCAUGGCUACCGUGCCGCCAUCAGUGGACGGCUUGUUUUACAAGUACUAUACCGACUCGCCUUACCCAUCAUUUCAUGAGUUCUAUCGCGGACCAAUCCUGGCGUUCGCGCGCAUAAAGUGGUUUGGCAACCUCGCCGUAUCGGAGGACAAGAAGGAGGAGCUCAAGAAGAUGUGGCCCGAAUGGUGGUUUGCGCCGCUCAGGGCGCCGAAUUUCAAGGGUCUCUGUCCCACACUUGUGCGGACAGCUGAGUGUGAUCCGUUGCGGGAUGAAGGCGAGGCAUACGCCAUGAAGCUUGUCGCUGGGGGGAACAAGGUCUCAAUGAAGAGAUACCUGGGCGCUCCUCACACAUUUAUGUACAUGGAUUUCAUGAAACAGAAGCAACAGUACGACCUGGACUCGAUUGAUGCAUUGAAGGAAGCACAUGGGAUUAAAUAG